CCUGAGGGUGUAGGAGCCGCCAUACGUGAUCAGGAGACUGGCAGCUCAUGAUGGAUUGUACUCUAAACGGAUUUUAUUACGAGGUUUGUCAAAAGUGCAGCAUAGGUAUACUGUUGCAAAAAAGGAAAGCAUCAUAGUCCGAAGGCAGACACUUUAAGCACAGCGUCCAGGUAAGCUGAAUUAGGGUUUACUUAACAGCAGCGAGCAGGUGUAAACGGGAAAAUGUAAAGCAAGAAGUCUGUCGAUGGACAAAGGAAGUGAUGCUAGGGAGCACAAAUAAAUGCUCGUACACACCAUGUAUUCACACUCAUUUUCUUACCCAGUGAAAGCCGUCAGGUGCUGACUUUAUUGAUAUACUGUAAGAUUAAAAAUCAUAUGAGAUGACGAGUCUUUCAGCGUUCACGUGUCGCCGCAUACGAAGAGGAUUUCUUUGAGUAGCAUACCAGAAUACACAGUUCAUCUUCUACUAGACAUGAUCAUGUGCCAGUUAUAUUGGGGUUUGACAUCUGUGAGCGAGAGUGUAUUACAUGAAGGAUUACAAUCAGCUGUGUGGGACAUUUGCUGAUUGGCAUCCACGACAACGUGAAAAGACGACAGUAAAACUCAUUCAAAAGACGCACGAGGAGGACCAUCGUAGACAUGAAGUGCGUCAAACGAAGUUUGGCAAGUGGAACAAACGUUUUGCGUGUUCUGGUGGCUUACUGCUCGCUUCUUCUCUACUUUGCCCCUCCCCUCGUAUCCUCGUUCGGUCAAGGGCUUCAGAUCCAAGCCAGUUUUAAUAUUUACUGCAACCGCCGGGCGAGCCAGAGGUUCCCCGUGCAUUACGAUGUCGCCGCCUGUAACGGCCUGUGUGAGCCCAGGAGGAACGUGCAGCACUUAUUGAACAUCAAAGUCAACGCUAGCACCUACUUCCGGGUGGGCGUUGAAGUUCUGAUCGAGGUGGAACCAGCUAGGACACGCAACCUCAACAUCGUGGGCUUCGGGGUUGUUGCCCUCACGGACGAUGACAGGAUCGUAGGGAGGUUCUUGGAUCAGCGUGACGUGUUGAUUGCGUCAUGUGACCCGCUGUUGGAAGGUUCCACGGCUUUUCAUGCUCGACCUGCUGCCAAACGAUCGUCCUUGAAACUGGUCUGGUUACCUGGGUCCAGGAAUUAUGGGAAAGUUCACUUCCGAGCUUGGAUCGUAGCACGACACAGUGAAGUCUACGUUCUUGAUUCUGACUAUGUUUUGAAUGAAGUCUCAGGAACCAAGACUAUUCCCGUGAAGGACGAUUUCUACCAGGUCAUGCUCAGAGUUUUUAACAUCUCUCGAUCGGCCAUCACGACGACAUCCAGUGCCGUUUCUUUAUCCACAGGCAGCAGCGACGACGAACCUGCUCCCCCAGCCACCGCCAGCAGCAACUCCCCUCCUACCCAUGACAUGGAGAGUGUAGAGGUCGUCUCCAACAGCACUCACGACGACACGGAGGAGCACGCAAUGACGUUGGUGGUGUCUUUUUCGGGAGGACGGCGAGUAAGCUGCAGAUCCCGAACUUGGACUCCUUCGAAAACUCAUUUGAGCGGCCGCUUGAUGACGGGGUUCAAUCUCACCUCCAGUGAUCCUUUCGCACACACGAAGCGAGACGUGCCAGAGUUUAGGGACAUGUUUCCGGAAGCACCUCCUCCCUCCUUCGAUUCCCCCCUCACCGCCCCCUUUGCGUCGGACCUGACCAACCCUUUCUUCCAGUCCUUUGGGGGUCUGGAGUCUUCCAUACGAGGCUCAAACUCGCCACAGCCCGGUGACUCUGUCAGGCAGAUGUUCCCUACAGGAAGUGGGCCGACCUUUUUUAUUUCUGGACAAGCACCAGGCGAGGUAUCAGCUGUCCGCUUGGGGCAGCAGGCGAGCAGAACUGCCUCGAGCUUUGGAGCCAAUGGCGCUGAUUUAGCUUCAAAUGCAAACUCGUUUGCGUCUCAAGAUUUUGGCAUGAGACUAAACCCAAACAACAGGGGCUCUAGUGCUGCUGCCACCGCACCAUUCACAGGAUUUUCAGGGCAGCUGGGUUUUCCGGAUUUUCAGACAAUGCUUUCUGGCCAGACGAGCCCGCUUGGCUUCCAGCAGCAAGGCUUCAGCCAGAAUCAGUUUGGUGCAGGCCCCUUUAACCAGCAGCCAGCGUCAUUCCAGAACCAGCAAAACCUGGGUAACCUCUGGUUUGGACAACAAGGCUUUGGCCAGCAAGGCUUCGGACAACAGUCGAUGCCCUUCCUGUCUCAAACUGGUGCCGGUGGUAGCGCGUUUGGCCAGCAGUCCGGCAGUCUCGGUCAGCAGCAGUCUUCUGCGAACCCUUUCAGCUUCUUUAAUUUCCAGCAAAGCGCCAGCACAUUUCCGGCUACUUCCAACAGUCUCGGCUUUCCCAACGCUUUCGGCUCCAACAGUCUCUUCGGCAGCUUUGCCAGUUCCUCUUCUUCUUCUUCAUUCUCAAACCUAGACCAAGGCCGGUUUAGUUCUUUCUUCGGUGGUUCGUCUGGAGGAAGCUCCAGUUUAGACUCGUUUUCUUUUCCAUCUAGUUUCGGUGGGUCUAGGACGAACUUUGGUCAGAUAGGCUAGCCGGUACUUACAUUUUCGGGGAUUCUAGAAGAACAGAAUGACAAAAAUAGAAUUCUGGUCUUCUAGAAUCUAGAUCCAUUCUUUAAGAGUAUAGUAAAGGGAAGCAACACGAGCAGCAUUGAGUACCUGCGUGUACACUGGAUGAAGGAACUUUGUCUGAAACGCGGAUAACAGUAUUGAAGUAUUGAAGAAAAGUGCAGACAGAUGAAAUGUUUUACUUUCUCUGUCUUUAAUUUAUCCGAUGUCUGAUGCUAAUGAUGCAAUGUAAUAAGGUGAAAUAACAAUAAAAGCUAGAUGUGUAC
Molecule: messenger RNA, 2885 nt
Organism: Pomacea canaliculata
Lineage: Eukaryota; Metazoa; Mollusca; Gastropoda; Architaenioglossa; Ampullariidae
Product: nuclear pore complex protein NUP98B-like
Exons: 6
Coding region: 640-2583 (647 amino acids)
Source: RefSeq, a predicted model, not a curated record